This is a messenger RNA of Lotus japonicus, 2570 nucleotides long. Its product is annotated as xyloglucan O-acetyltransferase 1-like. The coding region runs from base 543 to 2531 and encodes 662 amino acids. NCBI's taxonomy places the organism in Eukaryota, Viridiplantae, Streptophyta, Magnoliopsida, Fabales, Fabaceae. The record is from RefSeq and is a predicted model, not a curated record. The transcript is spliced from 2 exons. Gene Ontology annotation, cellular component: Golgi apparatus. Gene Ontology annotation, molecular function: O-acetyltransferase activity.
UACUAUCAAUAGCAUAAACUACAACAAAAUUUGAAAAGGUUACUUCACUCAGAAGCUCUGAAUAGUAUGCAUGGUUUUAAUGGAUAGUCAGCGAUAUCAGCAGUUCUGUAUUGGUUAGAACAUUCCCGGAUGAGCUACUGAGCACAUGGCUGGUUGAAGUUAUGAGCAGAUGAAUCACUUUCUUCAAAUUUCAACGGUGCAUGCAUGUGCUCAUUGAACUGAAUGAGGAGGCUUACACUAACCCAACUGUGUGUAUCACUUUCUUCAGUUUCACAUUAUCUGAUUAAUGCAAUCCCUAUUUCUUAGUUCUCACUCUCAUUCUCACAUUCAGGAUUUCAACUUGUGCCAUCAUUCUUCCAAAUGAAAGAGAAUUUUUCACAUUUUUCUUAUUCUCUUCAUGAUCAUUUGUCCACAAUUGACCACAUUUUUUGAGGUACACUACAUGAUACAUCCUAUACAAUUCUUUUAGAAGGAGAAUCUUCUUGGCUCAAACACUGACAGAACAGAAGAGAUACUUUGAGCUGAAAACAAAGCAGGAAGGAAUGAAUGCUUUUAAAAAAAGCACUGCAAAAGCAUUCAAAAUCCCAUCCAUUUCCCUCACAAAGAGAUCAUUUCUUACCUGCACACUCAUUGCAUUUCUCUGUUUAUAUUUUUACCUUCUGUCCCUUGCUUCAUCACCAUCACCAGAACCUGAUCAGGUUCCUCAUUCUACAACCCACAUCACUCACCAACCCUCUCUUUCUUCUUCUCCCAAUUUGUCCCCUGUUCCAUCCCCUGCACCUGAUAACUAUUACUCCUCUGUUUCAGUAUCACCUCCUCUGUCCCUAACUCCAAUUAUAUCUCCUGUAAAUCUUCUUCCUCAUUCUAGAUACAUCACCUACCACCCUUCUAUUUCUCCUUCUCCACAACCAGCUCUUUCUCCAUCCCCAUCACCUGAGCUUUCUCAUUCUACCCACAACAACUAUCACUCAUCUGUUUCUGCAUCUCCCCCUCAGUCCCCUGCUCCUUCCCCUGCAUCUGAGCUUCCUCAAUAUUCUACUCACACCACCGACCACAUCUCUCUUCCUCCUUUUCCCCUUUUUCCCAUUUCUCCAUCCCCAGAACCUGAGCUUUAUCUUCAUUCCGAUCACUCCUAUGUUUCUGCACCUCCUCCUGUGUCUCUCACUCAAUCUCCUGCAAUUGAGCUUCCUCAAUAUUUCAAAUACAUCACCUACCAUUCCUCUCUUUCUCCUUCUUCCUCUCUUUCAUUUUCUCCAUCCCCAUCACCUGAGCUUCUUCUUCCUACCCAUAUCACCGAUCAAUCCUCUGUUUCUGCAUCUCCUCCUCUGUCUCUUACUUCAUCCCCUGCACCUGAGAUUCCUCAUUCUAGCAAUAUCACCUACCACUCCUUUCUCCCUGCUUCUCCCCUCCCCUCUCCUCCUGCUCCUUCUUUUCAUCCAGGGGAGAAAGCAUACAAGAGACCAUGUGACUACUUCAAUGGAAAAUGGGUUCGAGACAGAAGAAGCCCUUUGUACAAUGGUACAUGUGGUGUGAUCAGAGAACCCCAGAAUUGCAUGACCAAUGGCAGGCCAGACAUGGGGUAUCUUCACUGGAGGUGGAAACCAAGAAGGUGCAAUCUUCCAAGGUUUGAUCCUGAGACUUUUCUUCAAGUCAUUAGGAACAAACAUGUAGCUUUUGUUGGAGAUUCUGUAGCAAGGAACCAAUUAGAGUCCCUUAUUUGCAUGGUAUCCUCUACUUCAACACCUAAACUUAUCUAUAGAGGUUUGGGUUGGUGGCAUUUUCCUUCUCACAAUGCAACCUUAUCAUCAUAUUGGGCCCCAUUUCUUGUGCAAGGUGUUCAAAGACAACUAAAAGGGCCUGGACCACGUCAUAACACAAUGUAUUUAGAUCAAGUUAAUGAGAGUUGGGAUAGGGACAUGGAACAAAUGGAUCUAAUUGUACUUGGAUUUGGACAUUGGUUUGCUGAUAUUCCUUCAGUUUACUAUGAGGGUGGCUCAAUUUUAGGUUGCCAGAAAUUUCCUGAUCUAAAUUGCACUGAUAUUGGUUUUUAUGUCCCAAUAAGAAAGGCUUUGAGGACUGCUCUUAAUAGCAUAAUUGAGAGGAAAGCAGCUAAAGGAAAUGGAGGUGGAGUCAUUGUGAGAACAUUCACACCUGUUCAUUUUAAAGGUUCUUGGGAUAAGGGAGGUACUUGUUCAAAGACUAAACCUUAUAAACAUGGGGAGAAGAAACUUGAACACAGGGAUGCUGAGAUUAGAAAGAUUGGAAUGGAGGAAUUGCAAAAUGCUAAGGAAAAAGCCAAACAGUUUGGAGGGUUUAGGUUUGAGGUAUUAGAUCUUACCAAAUUGGCAUCAAUGAGACCAGAUGGGCAUCCCGGUGCUUAUAGGAGUCCAUUCCCAUUUGCUAAGGGGGUUCCAAAGAAUGUGCAGAAUGAUUGCACUCAUUGGUGCUUGCCUGGACCUAUAGACACAUGGAAUGAGAUUUUUCUUGAGAUGAUAAAGAAAUGGGAGGAACAAUCAAGAAACGAUGAGUGAUAAUUUCUCCGAUAUAUAUCUAUUGCUAAUUUAUUAUUA